Yamadazyma jaroonii is the source of this 1653-nucleotide messenger RNA. Lineage: Eukaryota; Fungi; Ascomycota; Pichiomycetes; Serinales; Debaryomycetaceae. The record is from the annotation of a GenBank genome assembly.
AUGAAACCUAACUUCAUUGUUAUAGUCGCUGAUGACUUAGGUUUCACUGAUUUAAGUGCUUUUGGUGGUGAAAUCGAUACACCAAAUCUUAAGAGACUCGCAGAUAACGGUUUAAGAUUUACUGAUUUCCAUACUGCGUCAGCAUGUUCCCCUACUAGAUCAAUGUUACUAAGUGGUACUGAUAACCACAUUGCAGGGUUGGGUCAAAUGGCUGAACAUGCUAGAAAUCACCCUGAAGUGUUUGAAGGAAAGCCUGGCUAUGAAGGUUAUUUGAAUUUUAGAGUUGGUGCUUUAUCGGAAAUUCUUCAAGAUGCAGGUUAUUAUAACUUCAUCUCAGGGAAAUGGCAUUUAGGUUUAUUACCUGAUUAUUGGCCUAGCAAAAGAGGAUUUGAAAAAGCCUUCACUUUAUUACCUGGAGCUGGUAAUCAUUACAAGUAUUUUCCACAAGCUGGUGAUCUGCCAAAUUUUAUGAGUCCAUUAUAUGCUGAAGGUGAUAAAUCCUUUGAUCCUGAUAAUUUACCUGAAGAUUUCUAUUCCACCGACUAUUAUACUGACAAAUUUAUAGAAUACUUGAAUCAUGAGUCAAGACAAGACCGUCCGUUUUUAGGUCUUCUAACUUACACUGCUCCCCAUUGGCCAUAUCAAGCUCCUAAAGAAGUGGUGGAUAAAUACAAAGGAUUCUAUAAGGCUGGUCCUGAAGUAUUAAGAUUGAAAAGAUUGGAAUCUGCUGCUAAAUUGGGUCUUAUUCCUGAAGGUGUCACAGCACAUCCCUUGGUAACAGCUAGGAAAAAAAGGUGGGAUGAAUUAUCUCAACAUGAACAAGAUACAGAAGCUAGAAUCAUGGAGACCUAUGCUGCUAUGAUUGAUGUUUUAGACCAAAAUAUCGGUAAAGUCAUUAAAGCCUUGGAAGACAAGAACGAGUUGGAUAAUACUUUCAUAGUUUUCAUGUCCGAUAACGGAGCUGAAGGUAUGUUAUUAGAGUCCUUACCUCUUUUCAAUGCUAAAGUUGAUUCGUUGAUUGAUGAAUUCUUUGAUAAUUCCUUGGAUAAUAUUGGAAGAGGUAAUUCUUUUGUUUGGUAUUCUGAUCAAUGGGCACAAGCUGCUACUGCUCCGUCUAAUAUGUAUAAGAUGUGGACUACUGAAGGAGGUAUAAGAUGUCCUCUAAUCAUUCAUCACCCGAAUAUCAUAAAAGAAGAAAGUAGAGGUUCAGUUAAGCAUGAAUUUGCUACAGUUAUGGAUGUUUUACCCACCAUUUUAGAUCUUGCAGGUGUAGAACACCCUGGAGAAACCUUCAGGGGUAAGAAAAUUGCUCCUGUGAGAGGUAAGUCUUGGAAAAGCUACAUCACUGGUGAAUCUGAGAAGGUUCAUUCUGAUGAUACUGUCACUGGUUGGGAAUUGUUCGGUCAACAAGCAAUAAGAAAAGGUCAUUUCAAAGCUGUUUAUAUUCCACAGCCUCUAGGUACUGGAGAAUGGCAACUUUUUGAUCUUAAGAAGGAUCCGGGUGAAAUCAAUGAUCUUGCUUCCACAAAUAAUGACAAACUUCAAGAAUUGUUAGAACACUGGAGUACUUAUGUUGCCGAAACAGGUUUGGUGGAUGCAACAGGCACAAGAGGUGCUGAAGACGAUUUCGAACUCAAAAUAGUCAGUUUGUAG